Cydia strobilella is the source of this 3414-nucleotide messenger RNA. Its product is annotated as oxysterol-binding protein-related protein 3-like. The coding region runs from base 346 to 3243 and encodes 965 amino acids. The record is from RefSeq and is a predicted model, not a curated record. Gene Ontology annotation, molecular function: cholesterol binding. Gene Ontology annotation, cellular component: membrane; intracellular membrane-bounded organelle; cytosol. NCBI's taxonomy places the organism in Eukaryota, Metazoa, Arthropoda, Insecta, Lepidoptera, Tortricidae. The transcript has 25 exons.
GUCAAAGUGUCGCAAUGACGCAAGCCGUCUGACACACGGGAAAAAUCCUUCACGAAUUCACGAUCUUUACCUUACCUCAUCUUUCAAAAUGGUGUGUCUAUCUCGCGCGUUUCCAUCCAAAUUCAAUCAAUUAUUACGAAAAUGAACUAUUAACUGUUUAACAAACACGCGAACUUUACAUUACACAAUUUAAAUUGCUAGUGAAAUUACGUUUAGGAUUGUGCGAAUGUGUUUUUCUAGUCAUUAUUUUAGAGUCAGUGCGAACUGUGAUGAUUGUGAUUUGAUUGUAUUUAGAGCGUCUUACCGCAACUAAAAUGGCUGGUGACAGACUCAUGUAGCGGCGACAUGUCUCAAGUCAAACACUCCGAUCCGGCGGCCGUGGACAAGCCGGACCGCCGACGCGGUGCGGCGGGCCGAGCGGCGGCGUUGCGGCGCGCGCCCUCCGACUCUGAUUGCUCCGGCGAGACCGCCUCGCUGUCCGCCGACAGCGGCGAGCGCCGCCCGCCGCCGCCGCCGCCGAGAGGGAAGUCUAGGAACCGGCGGCGCGGCAGCGAAUGGGAGGUGCUUGAGGGCCUUAAAGACGGGCAGCGCUUCGAGCGGCGGCCGGAGGUCUUCAACGGAUUCCUGCAUAAAAAGAGGAAGUGGCCUUUGAAAGGAUGGCACAAGCGUUUCUUCGUGGUGGACGGCGGUAUACUAGUGUACGCGCGCUCUCCCACCGACGUGGCGCGCGGCCGCCUGCACGGCUCUCUGGACGUCGGUCUGUCUGUCAUCUCGGCUAAACCUCGGAGACGAAGAAUUGAUAUCGACGCGGAUGAGUUCAUAUACCAUCUGAGGGCGAAGACGCCGGAUGUGUUUAGGACAUGGCUGAACGUGUUAAAAGCGCAUCGGUUAUACCGCCAACAUCUCCUGACGUUCGGCGCUCGCGAGUCUGUGCCCAAGAUCAACGCGCCGCUCGACGACCUGCCGCCCACAACAGACACUUCGUCUCGGCUGAUUAGCCCUAACGGCGCCCCCAUCCGCGGCCCGCAGGCCGGGUUCGUGUCGGGCACCCCUGGCGGCCGACUGGCGGGAUGGAUCGUCGAAUCAGGUGGCCCAUUGGAGAGCGCGUCUCGAGAGCUGGGGCAAGCCCAGCUGUCCGUCCAGCAGCUCCAGCGCUUGCUGGACGCGAUGCUGGAGAUACAGAACAUGCACCAUCACGACACAGAUCAGGUGUCACUAGAGGGCGCUUCACCGAACGUGAAGAAGGACCGGCGCAAGUUCGGACUCCGUAAAAAGAAGUCCAACAGCAAAUGUGCGUCAAUUGAGAUCGCGCUGCCUCACGUUGACUGCUCUAGCUCGCAUAUGGCUUUGUCGGCGCUCACGGCGCCACCGUCGCCGGGCGGAGGCUCGUCAUCCAUGCCCAACUCUGCCGCCAGUCUUCCCAUAGCGUUUCUUUCAACAUUUCUGGCCUCUACUUUAGUUCCAUGCGCAGCUGCUCGCCCGCAGUCCCUACCUGGUGCGGAAGCCCUAAGCGUGGGCACCGGCGGAGGCCCAACAUCAUUGACGAGCUUAACACCCGACCACCAGCUGAGAGAAGACUUCACUAUAUUGGCUAAAGAUUUGGUGACGAAUUUGAAGACUGUCGUCUCUACUUUGGUGGUGGAACGCGGGCGGCUCCGCGCCGCCAUGGAGGCGGCUGAGACGCCGGUGGCGGGCGGCGUGGUGGCGGCGUUGCGGACCAACCUCAGCUCCGCGCUGCAACAGAAUUCUGUGGUAAACACAGAACUGCGCUCACGGCUGUCGCGGAUCCACGAUGCGUCAGACCUCGCCGAGAUAUCGUCCGUCAACAACUCGGAUCAAUCCACAUUGCAGCAGGCGCCACGGCCCUUCCCUCAAUCCCUGAGCUACAGCUCGUCCUGCGUGUCCGCUUCCGAGUUCUUCGACGCUGAGGAACAUGAUGAACUCAAACCAACGGAGAUUAUCACCACUGAUGAGGCGGGUGUGAUAGAGCUGGACGGGGAUUCCUCCUCCGAAGCCGGUUCGUUAUCCAGCGAGGAGGGUUCGGCCAGCUCCGAUAACUCAGAUGGUGCGAGAUCAGCAGUGAUUCCAACAGAGAGAACCCCACUCCAGAACGGUUCAGGAACACUAACUACCAUCUACACGCGCCGUUCCCGAUUGCCUUGUCCAAGACCUACCCCAGCCUCGCCGAGCCUAUGGAACCUGUUGUACAAGAAUAUUGGGAAGGAUCUGAGUCAGAUAUCCAUGCCGGUCACUAUUAAUGAACCAUUAAAUAUGCUACAGCGCCUCUGCGAAGAGUUAGAAUACUCGGAGCUCCUCGAUUCAGCGUCGUCCUGCAACAACGAGCUGGAUCGCAUGUCGCUAAUAGCGGCGUUCGCGGUGAGCGCGUACGCGGCGUCCGCGCACCGCGCAGCGUCCAAGCCGUUCAACCCGCUGCUGGCCGAGACCUACGAGUACGUUAGGGGGGAGAGAGACUUCCGGUUUAUUGCUGAACAGGUGUCCCAUCACCCGCCGAUAUCAGCUUGCCACGCGGAAUCCCCUCGCUGGACAUUCUGGCAGGAGGCUCGCAUCAAGACCAAGUUCUGGGGCAAAUCGAUGGAAUUCCAGCCGACGGGCCGAGUCCAUGUGCGACUGACGCCUUCUGGCGACCAUUAUAGUUGGAACAAGGUGACGACAUGCGUCCACAAUUUGUUCGGUGGGCAGCGGUGGGUCGACCAAUACGGCGACAUGCACAUCGUGUGCCACGGCACUGAUAUUACCUGCAAACUGCAGUUCAUCAAGGCCAGCUCAUGGUCAUCGAGUCGGCACGAGGUGCGGGGGGUGGUGGCGGUGGGGGGGCAAACGCGCAUGCGCCUACAAGGUCGCUGGUCUGAGGGGCUGCAGGGCGGAGAGCGGACGCUUUGGAGACCAGGGCCCAUGCCACCAGACUACGAGCUGUAUUACGGCUUCACGCGCUUCGCUAUGGAGCUGAAUGAGUUAGAACCGGGGAUGCGCGACGUGCUGCCCUCUACUGACACUAGGUUGAGACCUGACCAGCGAGCUUUAGAAGAGGGAGACGUGGAUGCAGCAGAGCAGUUCAAGCACGAGUUAGAGCAGGCGCAGCGAGAGAGACGCCGUGACGGCGUCGAGCACACUCCGCUCUGGUUCAGAAAAACGAUAGAAGACGGAGAAGAGACUUGGGUGUUCACUGGCGAGUAUUGGAAGGCGCGCGAGGCGGGCUUCGCGGACACGCCGCGGCUGUGGUGACCGCGCUUAUACAUACACCGUUUGCCGCCGUGCGAGGUGCUGUGCUAGGUUGUGUCGCUUCGCUUAGCGUUCAAUUAGCUUUACACGACUAUAGCCUAUAUCGUCAAUAAUCCUUCUACUCUAUGUAUACUGUAAGGCCGAGGCGUUAGAGGCGAGAAUCGUCUGCGGAUU